Molecule: messenger RNA, 1029 nt
Organism: Mya arenaria
Lineage: Eukaryota; Metazoa; Mollusca; Bivalvia; Myida; Myidae
Exons: 2
Coding region: 1-1029 (342 amino acids)
Biological process (GO): positive regulation of DNA-templated transcription
Cellular component (GO): chromatin; nucleoplasm
Molecular function (GO): ubiquitin-protein transferase activity; zinc ion binding
Source: RefSeq, a predicted model, not a curated record
AUGACUGAAAGUGGUGGUGAUUUACCUGUAUGGUCAGAAGCAGUUGAUGCUGUUGGUGGACGGCUUCAGCAGCGAUGUGCACCAUGUUGGCUUGAUAAGAAGACAAUCCCUGCAAGUGUCUACUGUAAGAACUGCAAGGAGUUCCUGUGCGUGGAAUGUUCGUUUUAUCAUAAGCGGUUUUCCUUUAUGUCUGAUCAUGACAUUGUUGACCCGCAUCAAGCAGAAGAACCUGGAGAACAAAGGGUCAAAAUGUAUGGGUAUGACAAAUGCUCAGUACAUGGUACUUCUGUUGAAAUUUACUGCGAAGAUCAUGACGUAUUCAUUUGUGCAAAAUGUGCCUUUUCAGACCAUAAACGAUGUGAAAAUGCAAAGCACAUAAGUGAAUUUUCUAUCGACACUACACUUGAAGCAUUCAAAGAAAAAUUAACAAAGUGUUGUGAAACGGCAUAUAAAUUCAUUGAGAGCGUCAAUGAAAUCGGUAACAAAGAAAAAGAAAAGGGUAGAGCAAAGGCUGAACAAAUAAAAUCAGAGUUUUGUGAGAAAAUAGAUAAAGAAUUAGCAGAAUUUGUAAAUGAAAUUGAUUAUAAAGCGGAUAGCGCCAGGUCUUCAUUUCAACACAACGUGGCUGAAGUUUCAAACAUUCACCUUGAAUUAGAAAUGUGGAUGAAAAAUCUAUGUGCUGCAAUUCAAAACGGUUUAAGUGUCGAAAGCUUUAUUCUAUGCAAAUCUUUGAAAACCAGUGUCAUGAAACAUGAAGAGUUUCUUAAACAACAAGUUAUAGAAGAUACUUAUAUCACUACAUGUAUAAACACAGAAUAUGUGUUCAAGAAGAAAAGUGAUAUAACUGUGCAAGUCAAUAGCUCUGACUUUGAACAUCAAGAUAAGGAUUCAAAACUCAACACCGUGAGCAGAACUAUAGUUUCAGUAAACAGAAAGGCUAUGGUGCCAGUGAAGACUUAUAAGAACAGUCUCUACAUCAGCGUCCUACUUCUCUAUAUCAAGGUUCAACUGCUCAAUGUUUCUUUGUAG